GUGUUACUGCAUAAAAACGUUACAGUUUAUGACGACCAAACUAUUUGAGCUCAAAUCCGAGAUAAGUAGAACAUCUCAAAGUAAUUGACUGAGGGGAUAUGAAGUCUAUUUUGCAAAUCACAGUUGCUUUUGCGGUUGUGGUAAGUUGUUUAAUUGAUAUUUAUAUGGUGGCAUGGGUUCGUUGCCUGACUGCAUGCCGACCUAAUAAGUUCACAAUUCUGUCGGCAGUGUCGCUCCAGGAUUUUCAAAUUUAAUAGUUAGAGCUGUGGCGCAGGCUAGAUGUUUUAUUUAUCAAUCUCACAACCAUAAGCAUACGGGACUGUGGAGGGAAGCUUCCCUCAGAAAGUUAAUUGGGCAAAUUUUCAACAUAAAUCAGGAAAAGAAUAUGGGUGACAUAAAUUGAAAAGUAAGAAAAAUCACAGCUAUCUUACCCGGGUGUGUGUGCUUGUGUGACUGGUGGAAAAUGUUUCCUACUCUCCCUACAAAUUUAGGCCCGUACGCGCCUAUGGCUAUGCUCUCAAAACUAACCUCGAUCUGAUCUGUUUGGCAAAUCGACAAUCAUGUGUUUUUGUAUUUGUCACUGCCUUAGCGAUAGUUGAGCAAGAGAUCUUGAUCUGUUUGAAAGGAAUUCACGCUAAAAUUGCAUGUGAGGUUGCAAGGCUUUUGCCGAACUAUCCUGCAUGGUGCGCCGUGCGCAUGGCCGCGUUUCGCUUCCUUACUGAGUAAGCUAUGUAAUUAAUGGCAUCUAUGUAAUGGCAUUACGGUAACCAUUUACUUGAAUUUUUAUGAGUUUUUAGAAGGAUCUAACAACCUGCUAUUCUACCAAACGGUCCAAACACGUGCAAGUUGUUCAUCGCUAGCUAUAUUCAACCCGACAAUUAACUGAUAUUUUCAGUUAGCCGAUAUUUACUUAGGUAACACAUCUUCGAUGCAAAACGACAAUUUUGAAAGUAAUAUAGUCUAUAGCCACUGUCAUUCGACCGUUUCGACCUUAGUACGGCAAAACUGAUACAGAGUCUAUACAUAGAUGAGUAUAUCGAUUCGAUCACAAUUUUAAAAUUAGCUCAAAUUUUAUUCAAAUUCCAUGUUCUCCAUGCUCUCCGUGCCAAAUCACCCAACGAUCACCAGUAUGUAGUUACUAUAUAUAACGGGUUUAAAAAAGGCAGAGGCGUUUACGGUUCCCAAGGUUUUUACAGGCUGGUAAUUGUCAAAAGGGAGGGGCUCGCAUUUUAUGGGUAUAUAUAGCCCGCGUUUUAAAUUAAAUGCCUCUGCGGAGGAGGUAUAUCUUUUCAGGCGCCCUAUAUAGACAAUACACGAAGCGAAAUUAUCCUGUUUCGUUUCUUCGACCCACUAUGUGACAUAGUUAUAUAGAAAGAUGAAUAUUUAUUAAGUACUUAUUUGUUGUAUUUUGUUUCACUAGGCGCUGGGUGAAAGCUUUUUGCCGCCCAAGACAACACAACCAGGUAAUACUUGGAACAUGCAAAACUUAUGUAUACGCCUUACACAUAAGACUAAGUCAGAUACAAAGUAUAAGCAUAGCCUAUAGGAUCGACUUUUAUCAUUUAUUAUUCCAUAUCAAGCCCUAUAUUAUCGCCACUCCUUUUGGACAAAUGCGAAAAUCAUGAAGAAGUUCUUCGCAUUUGUCCAAAAGGAGUGGCAUGUAGUAAAACAUGGACUGGACUCAUUAGUAAAACAUGCAUGACUGGACUCGAUUAGUAAAACAUGGACUCGAUUAGUAAAACAUGGACUCGAUUAGUAAAACAUGGACUCGAUUAGUAAAGCAUGGACUCGAUUAGUAAAACAUGGACUCGAUUAGUAAAACAUGGACUCGAUUAGUAAAACAUGGACUCGAUUAGUAAAGCAUGGACUCGAUUAGUAAAGCAUGGACUCGAUUAGUAAAACAUGGACUCGAUUAGUAAAACAUGGACUCGAUUAGUAAAACAUGGACUCGAUUAGUAAAACAUGGACUCGAUUAGUAAAGCAUGGACUCGAUUAGUAAAACAUGGACUCGAUUAGUAAAACAUAGACUCGAUUAGUCGGUUAUAUCAAGGGCGUUUAAAUUGGCUUAAACUUUAAAGGGUGUAUAGGCAAAAAAUUAAAAACAUUCCUAUUCUCAAUAUACAUAUAUUGUAAGUACUUUUUUUUAUCAACUAAAUGAGUAGUUUUAUGUAUUGUUAUUAUGUUUAGACAGAAAAGAAAAGUUUAGUCUGCUUGUACAUGUAGUCAAUAGUUCAUAGAUUUGUUUAAUGUUUUGACUUAUACAACCGACCCAUGCAGAUCUAUUUAUCGGCCGUUGUUCGCACGCAAACAAAUAUGCAUGUAAAUGCUUCAUAUUUAACUACCGUAAACCUCCGACUAUAAGCCCCCUCGAAUAUAAGCCCCCCCCCCCGUGUAUAAGUCCACCACAUGCACUAACGUUCACCUCAUUCCAAAUAUAAGCCCCCCCCCAAUAUAAGCCCAGUAAACGCUGCUUAAUACACGUUUAUUUCCCUGUUUAUGACUGACUUGUUUAUGUCUGACUUGUUUAUUACUAACACAAAAGAUCGUCCAUGUAUAAGCCCACCCGUAUAUUGAAUCGAAUCUUAUUUGCCCAUAUGAAAAAGUUAAUAUAAGCCCCCCCCCCCUUGUAUAAGCCCAUCAUUAGUAUUGCAGGAAACAUGCCGAUUGUCGGAGAAUCUUGUUAUCGAGUAUACAGCUAUUUCAAUUAUAAAGGUUGUCCACGAGCAAAUCGGAAAAGUCGAAUACGAGCGCGAAAGGCUGUUGGGAAUCGCUACAAAUUAAUGAAUUUUCAAAGCGGUUCCCAGCAGCCUUUACUGGCUUUAGCUUUCGCGCUCGUAUUCGACUUUUUCGCUUUGCUCGUUGACAACCUUAAUUGAAAUAGCUGUAUAUUUAUAAAGAAUAUAGUGCACACAACGAAACCACGUCCAAAUGACGUUUCUCCUGGGAUAAAUCGAUGUGGACGUGUUAAUAAAAUAGCAAAGGUGUUUCUGUUUACAUAAAAAUCAAGAAAUCAUCUAUAAUAUACAUCAUCACAAGAAAUCAUCUAUCUAUAUACUCAAUAUAGCAUUACCUAGCUGUCGGUAAAUAAUUUGGUAUUUAUUCCACAUUUACUUACAAUGGCCGAUGCUUCUUGAAACUUUACGUUAAAUAUCGAUGAGAUCUCUUAUACACAAAAGUUGAUGUUAUUAAAAUUACAAUUUACAAAAAAAAAACAGACAAGGAACUACAUUUAGGAAUGUUUUACUAAUCGAGUCCAUGUUUUACUAAUCGAGUCCAUGUUUUACUAAUCGGGUCCAUGCAUGUUUUACUAAUCUGGUCAUGUUUUACUAAUCGAGUCCAUGUUUUACUAAUCGAGUCCAUGUUUUACUAAUCGAGUCCAUGUUUUACUAAUCGAGUCCAUGUUUUACUAAUCGAGUCCAUGCAUGUUUUACUAAUCGAGUCCAUGUUUUACUAAUCGGGUCCAUGUUUCACUAAUGAGUCCAGUCCAUGUUUUACUAAUCGAGUCCAUGUUUUACUAAUCGAGUCCAUGUUUUACUAAUCGAGUCCCAAUCUCGUACCCAGAGCCAUCGUUAAAUUGAUCGAGUCCAUGUUUUACUAAUCGGGUCCAUGUUUUACUAAUCGAGUCCAGUCCAUGUUUUACUAAUCGGGUCCAGUCCAUGUUUUACUACAUGCCGUUUUUCGCAGUUUUUUUAGUCACCCCAACUAAAUAAUAUCGCUCUUCAGGUGUUUAUCAUGCAUAUGUACGUAACCCCCUUGUUCUCGUGGACACUGAUUUCCAUGUCCUUGUAUAAAAUGUGAUUUUAUAUAAUUUACUAAUCAAUGUAGUGAACCCGUGUUCAAAGGUAUUAUGCAUGGCUGGAACAAAAUGCGUUGUACAAAAUGGAAAGCCACGUUGUGUUCAAGGUUAGUAUUGAUAGAAUUUAAGCCCUGGUCGAACGAAGAUAACAGUUGCAUGAUGAGAGUUGGCAGGUACGCAUUAGGGCCAU
Molecule: messenger RNA, 3986 nt
Organism: Paramuricea clavata
Lineage: Eukaryota; Metazoa; Cnidaria; Anthozoa; Malacalcyonacea; Plexauridae
Source: the annotation of a GenBank genome assembly